AAUUCAAAAUAUAUUUGUCAACAGCAACAUCUCGUCAUCGCCACAACGGCGAAGAAGGGCAAAUUUUUCUCGAAAAGCGGCACAAAGCGUGGGAAAAGCGGUAGCCAAUUGGGUUGUAAGUCGGUAACGGAAAGCGGUGGUUGACCAAGUGCAGUCAGUGCUGCGAGUGUCCACAUCCCGGCCGAUUAGAGUUCCGAAGUGCAGUGCCUAGGACUUUUUGUGUACAAAUUGAAGGACGCGGAAAUUGCGAUUUUGAAUCUUGUCGAGGGUCGUCAGUUCCUUCCUUCAAGGCAUUUGCGAUCCAAGCCGUGAGUCGCCAUCGGCCGUGUCCAUAAACCUCGGGCGAAUGGAAUUGUUAAUAAAUUUAAUUCUCUAAUGCGAGUCGUCAUCGUGGCGAGUGAAGACGACGCGAUCGGUGUGUGCGUAACGACGAUUCCGGGGGCGCAAAAGACGGUGUCAUCGCUGCGGAGUUGCUUUCCCAGUUUCGCGAGACAUCCGCGUUAAGAAGUUGUGGCCGGCGUUCAAGGCAGGCCAGUGCGAGAUUCCCUGCGUCGUGACUCCAAUUUAAGGGCAGCAAGAUGGGUGUCAUUCUGGCGAAAUUUCGGAAAGAGAAAACAACAUAUGAAGUUUUAGAGAAGCUCGAACAGGACAUAAAAGACAUUGAAGAAUAUUCUGUUAGUACGCAGGCACAACAAAAACGUUUUGUUGGAAAUUUUCUUGUGAUAUCCAUUGGCCUUUAUGUGAUAGGUUUUAUCAUAUUCUAUUUUGUAUUUUUCCCGCCAACAUGGACGGAACGUAUCACAUAUUCAGUACCAAUGUUAAUCAUACCUCUACUAAUAUUUUUAAUAAAACGAUUAGUAGCGUGGUAUUUCCAACGGAAAUUGAAUAAAAACUCAAGAAAAUUGACAUCGAUGCGAGCGGAAAAGAAGAAAAUAAUUGAAAAAGUAUUGGACACAGAAACAUAUAAGGUUGCAAUUGAAAUCCUGAACAGAUUCGGUGGCGUGCCAAAGACUGAUUUGAAAUCUCCUGGGAGCCUUACCCCUCGUUUAACAACGACGUCUGCGACUCCCAUAAAAAUGCAAGCGCAGUCACAGUCAUUGACCACGUAUCGUGGACCAUCGUCAUUCCAACAACCGAAAACAACGAUCCAACAAGUGACCAUAAAUCCGAAUCUUAGCCCGUCAAUAUCCCCUCGGACACCAAUCCGAAAUACAAUAUUCAACAACAAUAACACCAUUAAUAGUAGCGGGAAUCUAACCCCAGCCGCACAGGCAGGAACGGGUAUUGUUGCACAAAGAAAUACAAAUCUGCAGGUUCAGCCAAUACAGCAACGAAAACGCACUCCAUAUCCCAUAAUCAAUCAAGGCAAUAAAGGUGUUCUUGAGAAGAUGGUGGACUAUCUAAUAGGAGACGGGCCACACAAUCGAUUUGCAAUGAUUUGUAAGGAAUGCUAUGGACAUAACGGUAUGGCUCUUCAGGAAGAGUAUGAAUAUGCAGCCUUCCGCUGUGCUUUCUGUGGAACGAUGAACCCAUCACGUAAAUCACGUCCUAUCGCACCGAAACUUCCGAUGGCUACCCCAACGCAUGCUAUUGCCAGCGGAGAUGAUAUGAAGAGACGACGCGAAAGUUCAAGCUCAUCGACAUCAACCUCAGAAAAAGACUCAGGUCCCGACACAGAUGACGAAGCUAGACGGGUGCCAAAGAACGAUGAUAUCAAGCCAUCAAAUAGCACCGAAAAUAUCGCUACCGUUUUGGCAGAUAAUAAUCCAGCUGAAGCUCCAGUUGGUGAAAAUGGCGUAGAUGAUGAGCCGAUGACUGAGAAAGAUGAUGAAGACAAGAAAAAUGAUUAGUCGGAUCAACCUCUUUUGCUCACUUGUUUUACCCCCUCUUUUUCCCACGAAAAAAUAUGUUAGAUCGACAAAUUUCUCAUCCAUAGCUAGACAAUACACUUCUCUCUUCAAUGAAAAAUAUUAACAUCGAAAAACACAGAAAUUGCAGGUCCGACUUCAAUUUAUUUAAUUGCAGACAUAUCCCAUCCCUUUCCUUUCUAACAUUUUCUGUUUGCCAUUCAUGGAUUUUGUUAUAGAGCGUUAGGCAACAAUUGCUUCGCGGUGGUAAAAUUUGUUUGAUAGAACCUCAGCCCAUUCUCAUCAUCACUGCAGGCAGCUCCCCUAAUUGAUGCUUCUUGUUACUGAAAAGUUGACUCUGCUUUUCUGAGAAAAGUGACCUCAACAAAUGUUAAUCUUUAAGCUGAUCCCUGUUCUCAGUAAAUUUUUGACCACCAGAAGUAAAUUGAAUUGAACUUGAGUUAGAAUCCACGCUAGUCUCUGUAGCGAUUGCAUUUAAUGCUGGCUGAUCCCGCACUUGACAUGAUUACUGCAAAUAGAAAGGAAAGUUAGAGCCAAGAGAAGCAUUCACAUUGAAAUCCAGAAGAAAUUCCAGUUCACAUUGAUUCCCAGAGUGCAGCAUUUUCUCGCAUUUUCCCCAAUGAGGUUGCAGCAAUGAAACCAGGAGACGAAAGUAAAUUUAUAAAUUCACACAUGCUUAUUUAUUUCAUAGAUUUUUAAGUGGAAUUUAUUUGUAUUUGUAAUGUUAAUUGCGAUCCAAUGUACCCUCGAGGGACCGAACCAGAACAUUUACUUACUGUCAUAUCGUUAUUACACUGAUUAUGCUUGAACUGUUUUGUUUUUUGUCGCUUUAAUUUAGCCGUAACGAGUAGUAGAUAAUAACGUUGAAGAAAAUUGCCUUUUUCGACUUGUUAAUUGUGAAAAGAGAGAAAUUGAAUAGAUAAGUGAAUGAAUAUACAUGUAGUUGAUAUAAUGUGUAGUAAUUUUAUUUAGGACUGAGCUAACAAGCGAUUUUUAAAAUAAUAUAUUUUUUAUAAUUGAAAA
Molecule: messenger RNA, 2891 nt
Organism: Hermetia illucens (black soldier fly)
Lineage: Eukaryota; Metazoa; Arthropoda; Insecta; Diptera; Stratiomyidae
Gene: Lnpk
Product: endoplasmic reticulum junction formation protein lunapark-B
Exons: 8
Coding region: 579-1850 (423 amino acids)
Biological process (GO): endoplasmic reticulum tubular network organization
Cellular component (GO): endoplasmic reticulum tubular network
Source: RefSeq, a predicted model, not a curated record